Molecule: messenger RNA, 1584 nt
Organism: Lotus japonicus
Lineage: Eukaryota; Viridiplantae; Streptophyta; Magnoliopsida; Fabales; Fabaceae
Exons: 1
Coding region: 207-1301 (364 amino acids)
Cellular component (GO): endoplasmic reticulum
Source: RefSeq, a predicted model, not a curated record
UUGCAAACACAAAUCUUAGUCAACCCCUAAAUUGCUCGAUUUUGUUAAAGAAAAUGUUUAAGCAACCCCUUAAAUGGUAUAUUUGUUUGCUUUCACUUUCACUUACCCAUUCUUCAACCAUGCAAUGCACCACCUAUACUAACUUAAUCUUCUAAUUCUGAGUUCAAUUACUACCCACACUUUCACACUCUCUCCAAGCACCAACCAUGAAAAUCUCAAUCUUCUUCUUCUUCUUCGUUUUCUUCUUUGUAAUAUUAUUGGGCCCAAGCCCAAUUCUCGCUCGGAGCGCUCACGUCAUCAAUUUCCGGUCACCGAACUUGUACCCAGAAUCCCUCACGUGGGACCCACGAGCCCAGCACUUCCUCCUCGGAUCCUACCGGCAACGCACCAUCGCCGCCGUCUCUGACGCCGGCGUCGUCGAAACCUUCAUCACCGACCCCUCCCUCCCUGACGGCGCCUCCAUCCUCGGUCUCGCCGUCAAUUCACCCCGCGACCGCCUCCUCGCUGUCGUCCACUCCCACCCUCCCCUCCCUCCGUUCAACGCCCUCGCCGCCUACGACCUCCGCACCCGCGACCGCCUCUUCCUCACCCCACUCCCCUCCGACGAUGACCACCCCGCCGCAGCCAACGACGUCGCCGUCGAUCACCACGGCAACGCCUUCGUCACCAACUCCGCCGGGAACUUCAUCUGGAAGGUCACCGCCGACGGACACGCCUCGAUCUUCUCCAGAUCCCCGAUGUUCUCGCCGGCAAACACACCUCCCGUUGACGGCGACAUCAACCUCCUAGGGCUCAACGGGAUCACCUACGUCAGCAAGGGUUACCUCCUGGUGGUGCAAUCGAGCACCGGGAAGGUCUUCAAGGUGGACGCCUUCGACGGAACGGCGAGGCGCGUGCUGCUGAACGAGGACCUCGUCGGCGCCGACGACAUCGCCGUGAGGGACGAUGGCGUGGUGGUGGCGGUGUCGCCGGUGAACAAGCUGUGGUUCCUGAAGAGCCAGGAUAGCUGGGCGGAGGGGGUGGUGUACGAUCAGGUGGAGCUUGAUUUGCGGCGGUUUCCGACGUCGGUGGCGAUGGGGGAGAAGAGGAGGGUGUAUGUGUUGUAUGGGCACUUGAAUGAAGGGAGGGUGGAGGGUUCAAAGAGGGAGAGUUUUGGGAUUGCUGAGGUGAGAUCAAAGAAGGAAGGGCAAGAUGAGAAUGUUUGGAUUUUUGUUUUGAUUGGUCUUGGAAUGGCUUAUUUCUUGUUUUGGAGGUUUCAAAUGGGACAACUUGUCAAGAAAAUGAAUAACAAGAUGAAUUGAUUUUUUACUAUGGAUUAGUCUCAUGUCUGUCGGCUCGAUGUUGGGAAUGCCUUGGUACAACCAUGAAAAGAUCAAUUUAUUUUUUAGUUUUAAUUUGUUUUGUAAUCACUUUUGGAUACUGGUUUUGAGGAUGGAUUUAGUUUGAUGUUUCAGGUCUCAAUGUAGUUUUGUUUUUCACAUUGGGAUUUUGGAUUAUGAGUGUAGUUUAAGCUUAUUUAUGCACAUUGUAUAUGAUGGCAGUUUUGGCUAGAUUGUUAUAGCUAGUGUUGCAUUGCUACUUGAA